Hermetia illucens (black soldier fly) is the source of this 1466-nucleotide messenger RNA. It is a transcript of the gene Zmynd10, whose product is annotated as zinc finger MYND domain-containing protein 10 homolog. The coding region runs from base 54 to 1433 and encodes 459 amino acids. The transcript is spliced from 5 exons. Gene Ontology annotation, biological process: inner dynein arm assembly; motile cilium assembly; outer dynein arm assembly. The record is from RefSeq and is a predicted model, not a curated record. Gene Ontology annotation, cellular component: centriolar satellite; cytoplasm. NCBI's taxonomy places the organism in Eukaryota, Metazoa, Arthropoda, Insecta, Diptera, Stratiomyidae.
UAGCAACUUCCCAACUCAAAAAUGUUUUAUCAAUUCAACUACUGAGAUCCAAAAUGGCAGAAACUAUCACAGACGUAGUAUACCCCGAAGAACUUGAAUUUUUUGUACAAAGUCUACGGGAAUUUCGUUUGGAGCAAAUCGGUAACCGACAAUGGAUGGAGUGUCACGAAUUUGUCAUCAAGCUUUCCCAACAAGCCACGCUCGAAGCUACGAUGAAUCGAGAAGAAGUUGUAAAGGAAUGUUUGAUCCUCCAUUCGAAAUUAAAGGUGUUAGUGCACGAAGCGUACAGCGUUUUCGUGUGGAAAACUAAAGUCCUGCCACUGCUGUUGGAAAUGGAAGCCAAUCCCCCGGCAAUGUUUAUGAUAUACACGGUAUUGUUCCAUGAAGGAGCAGUUAUAUCCCUGCUGGAAAUAGCUUUGUUCCACCAACAUGGUUGCGAAGCCUUGGAAGACUCCGCUGCGGAUUUAGUGGAUUAUUGUGCCCUGGGAAUGUCGCAGUUGAUUGGAUUAGUUAGCAUGGGAUACCAUGAAAAGUACACCAAAGUGGACGUAGAUGAAUCCAUUCUCAGCGAAUUGGAACGAAUUAAGAGAGAUUUGAUAUACAAAAUUGGUUUGCGAUGCAUCUCGAUCCUCAACUACAUGGUGGAUAAAUUGGAUGUAAUGAGCUUAAGCGUUGGGAAGAGGAUGGUCACAGUGCACGAUGUUCCUUGCUUGCUAAGCGAAGUUUUACACUUUAAACCUUGGCUGCGGAAAACUGACAAAGGCUACCAAAAAUACAUAGAUGAAAAAUGGAAAAAUGUUGUAGGAGAUGAGUUUCUGAAGGUUACCAAAAUAGAAGCACAAACAUGGUUUUGCUUACGACAAAUUCUCUUCAAUGAAAACGUAAUGAGGAACUACGAAAUAACUGAGUUUCGUCAAAGGGAACUGGCCAAGUGCCAAGGACUCUUGUUCGACCCUAUUUUGGAUCAGUUGCCACCGCUCGCUGAACUCAAACAUUAUCUUUGUACAUUGCAAGUUUCGGGCUCCGGCAAACAGUCUAAAAAUAUGCAGAAUCUGCUGCUUGAAGAAGUACCUCAAAUCAAGGAGAAGAUUAUUAAGGACGCCGACGAAUAUGGAGGUUUCAUCCAAGUUGCUGAGGACCAGGCCGAGGUAUUCCUAACUUCCAAAAAGGAAAAUAUCUUUGAGAUGGCCAAACGUCUAAACGAUGCCUAUAACACGGACCUACUGGCAGAAGUUGAAGCCGUUUUAGAUAAAAAGGACGAAGAGGUUUCUGAUGACAACGCACUGAAGAAGUGCAUCAGCUGCAAAAAGGACGCAGAGAAACGAUGCGCCCGGUGUUUGAGCGUUUACUACUGUUCACGGGACUGCCAAGUUGAAAAUUGGCCGGUACACAAACAAUACUGUCAAACUACGACACAGGCAUCCGCAAAAUGAUCCAAUAAAGUCUCAACUGAUCACAAACUAAAA